UUCGCCAUUCAUUACUGCGUUUUAGUUUAGAACAUUAUGCGACCAAAAUCAUGCCUCAAAAUAAAAAAAAAAACAGCGAACCGUAGCAAUUAUUAUUUAUCUAUUGCUAUUUCAUACAUUUCCCUAUUUAUUGCUAUUCCAGGAAAUUGCAAAUGUCAGUCUUUAAUUUAUUACCUUUCUGUUUCCUGUGAGAACACACGCUGUAAUGUAUGUAUGUAUCCGGACUCGAACCUCGAACUCUUGAAUUAUCAAGCAUCAUUCUUUCCACUCCUCCAUGGUCUCGUUGUCCGAAAUCCAUAUCUUUUGGUAAUAACUUUCUAAUUUCAUCGCAUAAAUGACUACGAGACAUCGUAAAGCAAGAAUCUAAUUGGAUUUCGCAGUGCGAGUUAGUUUGUAACUUUCUGCGGGAAUACUCAUUGUUUACAUUCAUAUUGAACUGUCAUGGUCGUUCGAAGAAAAAACGGUGUCGAUGUUUGAAUAAAAUAAGUGAAUUUACUGCUAUCAACAACAAUUAAAGGUGAGUUUCCAACAAAGAUAUGAUGUUAAAUAGUAUGAUUGAUCCGAGUUGUUCGCAGAUGUUUGCUGUGGCUCAAUUUUUCGAGAAGCAGCAGCUGCGUGUACUGGCUGUUCCAGUUUCGUGGAUGCACGACGGCUAUCUGAUGUGGCCUAAGCUUCCCUCCAACGACAAGCUGGAGAAGCUGCGUACUGGUGGAAUUGAAUUUCAUGGUUCCACAAAAAAGAUUCCUGCCAUUAUGGGUCGUAAAUAUAAAAGCUUACAAGCCGCGGAAGCUGCUGCUGAAGACCUACUUAAGCAGGAAGUAUCGGACAUCGAAGCUAAGCGGAAGUUACUGAAGCACCGGAGAAAUCAGAAGAUUGAAUCACGCCCUCCUAAAGAUUAUAACAAAAUGAUCCAGUUGCAAACACUAUCGCAUCAGGGACAGAUUCCUGGAACUGAAAAAAACGAACCACCUCGUCAUUUACUGCAAACGAAGGAUUUCGAUACUCGGCCAAUGGGAUUGGCCAAACCUACCAUAUCAAUCCAAACUGAGCAAUCAUUGGAUCCAGGUGGUCCUGGUACCUGUAGCAUUAUUAUGCCACAACAAUCACAACCCCAUUUGAAUUCACAAAACAAGGAAGGAAAUGCCAAUUCUAAAGAUGUGACUUCGGCCGCUCUAUUAGAGCUUUCAGAUGAUCAACCGGCAUUUCAGUCUAUAUUUCUGACUGAUGAGAACAUCAUUUACAUCAACCCACCGUCAAACAGUUCUGGAGCCGCAGGAGAACUAGGCAACCCUGUAGAUUCGUUAGGCGAAAUAACAAGCGUUGUGACAUCGUUGAAGUCCAACAUAACAGAGCUGGGCUCUGCAGUAACCACAUCGAGGACUGAAGUGACGGAUAUGAGGAACGAAAUGAUUCAAAUGAAGCUAGAUAUUAUCGAGGGCAUUAAAACAUCGAUUCGACAAGUGGUUGAAGAUUGUUUGGACAAAAGCUUCCCGCGUUUUGCUACAAUGCUCCAUAUGGAUUGUAGAGAUGAAUCUAAGCCACAAGCAGGAAAUUCAAUUGAAGAACAUAGACACAUAAACGACAAGGACGACUUAAUCAACUUCAAUAAAAUGUUGGCCAACAAACAUGUAUUUGAGGAAUACAUCAAAUAUUUCACAAAAAUUAUUCCCCCUACUAGUUACUACGCAAAAGGUGAUUCUGCAUGCUAUAUAAUUGUGGACUGUCUUUUCACACGACCGUUUUGGAAUAAUUUUACUUGGACCGGAAUCAACCGAGGAAAUAAGUCAAAAAGAGGUUUUCGCGAAUUUGCCAAUGUUCUACAACUUCUCUUCGCAAUAGUAAGCAUCGGUGACCCAACGUAUACGAGAAUUAAAUUGGAAUCAUUUUGCAAGAAUCGACUUUUCCGCUACUCGAAAGCAAGGUCUUCUAGUAAGCAGUUGCGCAGAUCCACGUGUCGCCGCACACGAGUGAAAGGCGAUGAGGCAGUUGUACCAGUUGAUGGUCUGGUUGAUGACGACAAUCGUAGUGGAGCGUAUCAUUCUAACCAAGAGUCAAUUGAUGCUGCUGUAGUUGACGAUGUCGAGGAUGGUGAUGGACUGAUUAAUAAUAUUACAGCUGAUUCAACUGACCACGAAGAGUCAGAUGAAGAUUCGCAUAUGGAUAUUGACAUGGCAUCUCGUGUCGAAGUUUUGAUCAAUUAA
Wyeomyia smithii (pitcher-plant mosquito) is the source of this 2201-nucleotide messenger RNA. RefSeq lists its product as uncharacterized. The coding region runs from base 537 to 2201 and encodes 554 amino acids. The record is from RefSeq and is a predicted model, not a curated record. The transcript has 4 exons. NCBI's taxonomy places the organism in Eukaryota, Metazoa, Arthropoda, Insecta, Diptera, Culicidae.